AAAAUGAUAAAUUUUUAUCACAAUUUUCAGUGGGUGUUAUGAUUUGAUUUCAGAUGGAAACUUGAAAUCUGAGUACAGCUGAAAAGAAGUAUAUUGGCAGAGAGCAUUCCAUUUUCCAGAUCAGACGUACGUAGUCAAAUUCAAAUGCCACAAUAAGCCCCUCCAACGAAACCCGAAGAUCCGAAGACUUGCAGUGGAUGUUAUCACACUCCGACUUAUUGUUUGGUAAACGAUAUUAAUUCGUCGUUCUUUAUUACACCUAUUCUACGUUUGGAAGAAGCACUAUACGAUGGCGACGAGCGAAAAUGACUGCCCCGAGCUCGAGGAUACCGAUAGCAUCGAAUGUUUUCAAAAUUACACCGCAUCCGAAGUAUUCAUUCAAGGCUUAGCCGGGCUAAUCGAUCAACAAGACGUAGAAUCGAUGAUUCGAGCUCAAAAGCAAAUUUUACAGCGAUUCGAGAAAACCAACGAAAUGCUAUCGAACUGCAAUACGCUUUCUGUAUCGCGAUUGAAAAUAGCCAAUCAGCAAUUCAAAACUUACAGACAGUUACUGGUCGACAUCAAAAAGGAUUUAGACUACACGUUCAGAAAAAUAAGUCAUAUGAAAACGAAAUUAUGUAAUCAGUAUCCAGAAAGUGUUGCAGCGACUAGUACUAAACCUGACGAAACAAAUCCGGAUGAUUGCGUCGAAGCUGCGGAUAAACCAUCGACAUGUGUUGUCGAAGAUGAAGAAAACAGCACGUGUCCUCCAGCUGCGAACGAUUCUCAUCCAACUGUCGACACUGGCACUGUCGUUGAUACCGCAGCAUGCAGCAACGAACAACAUAUCAGCAAAAAAACAGAAGUAAGCGAUAGCAACUCGAGCGAAAGUGGUGAAGCUGACAGUCACGUCGAGAGUAUCAGUAUUUCUACUUCUGAUACAGCGUAAUGAAUUUCUACGCGAAAUUAAUCGUUCUCAUUAUCGUAAUUAUUGUAUAUACCAAAUACCUAUCGUUUUAUUGUAAUGUAGCUUCGCUUAUACGCGUUCAGUAUUUAGUAAAUAAGUAUUCAAUAUAAAAAAACACAAGUUGAAAAAAUUCAAAUCAAUCUUAUUAAAAAUCAUUCAUGUAAGA
Messenger RNA from Planococcus citri (citrus mealybug), 1112 nucleotides. RefSeq names its product kxDL motif-containing protein CG10681. Bases 290 to 928 code for a protein of 212 amino acids. The transcript has 5 exons. NCBI's taxonomy places the organism in Eukaryota, Metazoa, Arthropoda, Insecta, Hemiptera, Pseudococcidae. Gene Ontology annotation, biological process: lysosome localization. Gene Ontology annotation, cellular component: BORC complex. The record is from RefSeq and is a predicted model, not a curated record.